Messenger RNA from Arachis ipaensis, 1470 nucleotides. Its product is annotated as protein RGF1 INDUCIBLE TRANSCRIPTION FACTOR 1. The record is from RefSeq and is a predicted model, not a curated record. Lineage: Eukaryota; Viridiplantae; Streptophyta; Magnoliopsida; Fabales; Fabaceae.
ACUACAAAACUGAAUUGCCCCACUUGCUAGUUGCUACUACUAAAAUUCCUACCUUUUCUUCUUUUCUUUUCUUUCUCUCUUUGUUUCUCUCCAAAACAUAGCAUCAUAUUCACAUAAAGUUGUUCUUUCUCUUCUCCUUCCAAACCACUACUUCUUCCUUCCUUCCUUUUCAUCACUCGUCAUUCAUAUCAUACCCCAAAACCAAAAGGAUCAAUAUUUCAGUAACCAUGCCAACAAAAAUCAUGGGGGAUGAAGAAGGUGGUGAUUGUUUUGGAGAGAAUAAUAAUAAUAAGAGUAAUGAAGAGAAUAACAAGUGGCCACCAUGGCUGAAACCGCUUCUGAAAACAAGCUUCUUUGUUCAAUGCAAAGUCCAUGGUGAUUCCCACAAAAGUGAAUGCAACAUGUAUUGCUUGGAUUGUAUGAAUGGAGCACUUUGUUCUGCUUGUUUGGCUUCUCACAAAGACCACAGAGCCAUUCAGAUAAGGAGGUCUUCAUACCAUGAUGUGAUAAGGGUGUCUGAGAUUCAGAAAUUCAUGGAGAUAACAGGAGUUCAGACAUACAUAAUAAACAGUGCAAAGAUUGUGUUCCUGAAUGAGAGGCCUCAACCAAGGCCCGGCAAAGGUGUCACCAACACUUGCCAGGUCUGUGAUCGCAGCCUCCUUGAUUCCUUCACCUUCUGCUCUCUUGGUUGUAAGAUAGCUGGAACCUCCAAGAAGUACCAGAAGAAGAAAAAGUUAGAUGAUGAUGAUGAUUCUGAUGGUGAAGAGUCAAUGAAUGGCAGUGGCAGAAACAGAAUCCAGAGCUUCACACCGUCAACACCACCACCAACGGCGGUUACUUACAGGACUGCUAAGAGGAGAAAGGGUAUCCCCCAUAGAGCUCCAAUGGGGGGAGGACUAAUAAUAGAAUACUAAUGUUAAUGAUACAGCAGGUAAUGAUAUUGUCACUUUUAUUUUUUGCAUGAACUUUAAGAAGAGAGUGACAUUAUCAAAAUAGAAGUGACAAUAUAUUGCCACUUCCUAAAGUUAAAGUGGCAAUGGCGAAUGAGGCAUAUGCUUGAUAUAUAUUCUUUACUAAGUUACCAUACCUGAGCCCUGUCCAUGGAGGCCGGUAUUGGUUGUAUAGGUGGAAAAUCCAUAGAGAAAGAGAGAAUAAAGUAAAAAUGUAUGAUGAAAAAUCAAAUAAUAGUUAUAGAAUAUCCUUGGUGGUGUUAGUAUAAGAAGAAAUUAAUUAAGAGUGGUAUGGUAUCAGAUGCUAAAAUGUAUUUAAAGAAAAAGUUGUAAUUUUUAGACAAUAGAAGUGUUGAUCAACAUAAAUAAAAAUAUAUAUUCCAUAUGGUUUGGUAUAUAUGCAAUGUCCUAUUGUGUAUCUCCUUUGAAAAACAUGAAAGUGCGAUGUUGGCUUGGCUUCACCAUGAUGAGUGGUUUAUUUCAAUGGCACAAUGUAAUUAUAAUCAAAUGCUUAUCUUAA